GUCCGGGACGGGGAGUCAGGGCGCCACAACGGGGAAACCCACCUCUUGCACACACACACACACACACACACUCAGACACUCACACACAAAGACACUAAGCACCAAGGGGAAGACGGAGAGAGUGAAACGAAGAAAAAAUAAGGAACAGAGAAGAGAGAGGGGAUAUAUAUGACUAGAUAUGGCACACACCUAUGAAGGAGGAAUCCCUGCCCGGGUAUAUCUGGGAAGCCUGCUUGUGGCUCUUUGCUUCCAACCCAUCACCGUUGGAGGAGUUGACCCAGUGUUGAACGGGAUCCCUUCAUCUUCUCUUCCUGUAGCCGCGCUGAAGCAGGAGGUGGCGCUGGAGAAUGGCGCCACAACGCUGAACCACUCCAUGGCAAUGGUGCAGCGCAUGGAGGGUCUGCUGGCCCAGGGCAACGGCAGCGAUGUGGCCCUCCGCGUGCAGACGGUAAACACGGACGAGGUGAAGGUGAUCCAGGCGCACACGCUGGUGCUCUCGCUGCAGAGCGAGGUGUUUGAGGAGCUGAUGCUCAGCCGCAACACCAGCACCGUGGUCCUGAGAGAGCCUGCUGACUGUGCUGCUGUCUUUGACAAGUUCAUCAGGUACCUCUACUGCGGUGACAUCUCCGUGCGUCUGGACCAGGCAAUCCCUCUGCACAAGCUGGCCAGCAAGUACCGUGUGUGGAGCCUCCAGCAGGGCCUGAGCCAGUACAUGACGGGGCACCUGUCCAGCGACUCCCCGACGGGCCACGUGGUUGGCUGGUACCAGUACGCCAUGCAGAUCGGCGACGCCAACCUGAGGGACAGCUGCCUCCAGUACCUCUCCUGGAACCUGUCGUCGGUGUUGCAGAGCGGCGAGUGGGGCUCCAUCAGCGACGACCUGCUGCUGUCCCUGAUGCAGCGCUCCGACCUCAUCCUGCAGAGCGAGCUGGAGCUCUAUGAGGCCCUGGAGGCCUGGAUCGGCCAGAACCAGCCGGCUGGCCUGACGGUGGAGAAUGCCCUGAGGCAGGUGCGCUACGGCAUGAUCCCCCCGCAGCACCUGUUCCGUCUGCAGAAGCAGUCGCCACUCAUGCUGAAAUACUACGAGUCCAUCCGUGACCUGCUCUUCCUGGCCUUCCAGUUCCACUCGGCCUCGCCCGUCCAGCUGGCCAAAUACUUUGACGUCAACUGCAGCAUAUUCACGCCGCGCAACUACCUGUCGCCGUCCUGGGGCUCGCCGUGGGUCAUCAACAACCCCACGCGCGACGACCGCAGCUUCAGCUUCCAGACCCAGCUGGGCCCCAGUGGCAGCGAUGCCAGCAAGCGGGUGACCUGGAACGCCCUGUUCUCCCCACGCUGGCUCCCGCUCAGCGUGCGCUCCGCCUAUACUAACGAGAUGCAGGCCACACGCACCGACGGCGGCCGUCCGCGCAUCAUCGUCACCCCAGCCACUUCCAGCCCCGACUUCGCCGGUGUGAGCUUCCAGAAGACGGUGAUCGUGACGGCGAGGCAGGGGGGUAAAAUGGUGGUUCGUCACAUCUACAACUUCCACCAGAGCACUGAGGAGGCCGGGGAUUUCCUGGUGGACGCCGACCUUCACCGCCGGGCGUCUGAGUACCUCAUUGACAGCUCCCUCUACCUGCACGUCGUGGUGAAGCCCCUUUACCACAGCCUCAUCGUCGCCAGGAAAUAGGUCAAGAGGUUGUUGUCGCCUUAGUAACCAACGGUUCCCACUAGAUGGUCUAGUUGCAAUGUCAAAAUUGGCUAUAUUAUAAAAAAUUAUGAAAACCAAAAAUUUGCUUUUUGGUCUUAAUUUAAGGUACAAGGCAUAAGGUUUGCAGUGUGAUUGAGGUUAGAUUUCAAGAAUAUAAAUUGUAGAAAUAGGCUGGCUUUAUGACUUUGGAACUUGCCCAGACAGUGACGACCGUAACCAACCGUCCUCCCUGCUGAGUCCCCCUCCUACCCACCCC
Molecule: messenger RNA, 1949 nt
Organism: Coregonus clupeaformis (lake whitefish)
Lineage: Eukaryota; Metazoa; Chordata; Actinopteri; Salmoniformes; Salmonidae
Product: BTB/POZ domain-containing protein 17-like
Exons: 3
Coding region: 179-1672 (497 amino acids)
Molecular function (GO): protein binding
Source: RefSeq, a predicted model, not a curated record